GUGGGUGCCUGGGUGGGGUUUAGGUUGAGGAGAGGAUGUGACUGCAAAGCCAGGAAGCUACGGGGAAAGUUCUUAUUAAAACGCACAAACAAAAGCCAGGUCCUCGCCGUGCUUGGCGAUGCGUCUGGGGCAGCCGUGGUGAUUUGGACUGGGCCGGGGGCCCAGCCGAGCAAACAGUUUGCUCCCAAGCACACGUGAAUGACCUCAGUGACGGACAUCCCCUCCUCAGGAGGAAAGAGCUGGAACCAGGGCCUUCCCAGGACUGCCCUCCACUCCAAAGGACUUCUGGAAGGACCCUCCGCAGCAGCCCCCCGGGAACGAGCCAGAUGCUCCACCGAUUUCUGAGGAAAUCCCAGCCCAGCCAAACCAGGGGCUUCCAGCUGAUCACGGGUCAACAUCGGGUCACCCGUGCCGAAGGAAUGGGGGGCAGGCUAAGACUCGUCCCUGCAAAGCCUCAGGGGCCCUACGGGUGGGGGGAGGGCCUGAAGGAGCCGGGGCCCUGGUGUGUCCACUUAGCAGGGAGCAGGGGGAGGACUAGGUGCCCAGUAAAUACCCGCUGGGCACCAGGGAGGAGGUGCCCAGGGCCCGGCUGCCAAGGAGUCUUCCUCAAAGGCUCUGCCACUGGGGCUUCGUGCCCCGCCGUUCAGCCCAGGUCACUGGAGAGCUUUUUGGGUCAAGAGGCAUGUGGCUGCUGCCAGUCUGGCCGGGAGUGGUCCCAGACCCCGUGGAGGAGAGAAAGGUCACCGUGGGCGGGUGGGGGCUUCCCUUGGACAACUAUAUGGACACUGUGGACAAAACUGUCUGGGUCUGAAGAUGACAAAUGGGUGGAGGCGCCAGCACAGGACCCAGAAGGAGGGCUGCCCCGUGAGACCAGCAUGACCCUCCGCUCACCCCUCCUGCCUCGACACCUCGGCCCAGUGCAGCCUCAAGUGCAGGGUUCACGCGUGCGUGGUGCACCCAGGACGGCGUCCAGAACAAAACCCCAUGGCUGGGAGUGAGGCUAAGUCAGGCAGCCCAGCACUCGAGAACCCCGAGCCCCCUGGAGCCUCGGUACAGGCUGAGUGCGGCUGUACUGCAGCCCCCCUGCCUGUGUGUGGCAGCCCUGUCCCAGGGGACCUGGGAACGAGGCCAACUCCUGGGCUCACGAGGUGUGCCGGGAGUGCUGUCCCACCCUGGGCUGUCACCGUGUCCCUGGGGCAGAUGACGUGCAGUCUAGGCUGUGCCUGGUGCUCUGGGGCCUCCACGCGGCAGCUGGGGCAGAGGCAGUGCUUCAGUGGCCAGAGUUACACGUUAACUUAUCCUGUUCUUGUUUAACUUGCUUCCGGGGAUGGCGGCAGCCUCUGACCCAUCCUGGUGCCCUGACUGACUGGCCACAAGGACAGAGAGUGAAUCCUGCCCAGCCCUUGAGGGAUCAGUCUGCUCGGCCAAGGAGCCCCGGGGAGCCGUGGGUGGCACCAGUGUCCAGCCUGCCUCGAGGAGGCCCCGGCCAGACCAUGGCAGGAGCCUGCGACAGGGCCCCUGACUUCCUCUCCCCAUCUGGAAACCAGGUCCUGUGGCCUGCCCUGGGCAGUGUGGUCACUCUGAACUGCACGGCCUCAGUGGUCUCUGGGCCCCACUGCCCCUUGCCCUCGGUCCAGUGGCUGAGAGAUGGGCUGCUGCUGGGCAAUGGAAGCCACUAUGACCUCCAUGAGGACUCCUGGGUCAAGGCCAACUGGUCAGAGAUGCUUGUGUCCAGUGUCCUGGGGAUCAACCUGACCAGUACUGAAGACUUCAGGACCUUCACCUGCUCCGUCCAGAACAUCAGCUCCUCUUCCUUCACUCUUUGGAGAGCUGGCCUGGCUGGACACGUGGCCGCGGUGCUGGCCUCACUUCUGGUCCUGCUGGUCCUGCUGCUGGCAGCGCUGCUAUACGCGAAGUGUCGACUCAAUGUACUGCUCUGGUACCAAGACACGUAUGGGGAGGUGGAGAUGAACGACGGGAAGCUCUACGACGCCUACGUCUCCUACAGCGACAGCCCCGAGGACCGGAAGUUCGUGAACUUCAUCCUGAAGCCGCAGCUGGAGCGGCGUCGGGGUUACAAGCUCUUUCUGGAGGACCGCGACCUCCUGCCGCGCGCGGAGCCGUCGGCCGACCUCCUGGUGAACCUGAGCCGCUGCCGGCGCCUCGUCGUGGUGUUGUCCGACGCCUUCCUCGGCCGGACCUGGUGCAGUCACAGCUUCCGGGAGGGCCUGUGCCGGCUGCUGGAGCUCACGCGCAGACCCAUCUUCAUCACUUUCGAGGGCCAGCGGCGCGACCCCGCACACCCUGCGCUCCGCCUGCUGCGCCAGCAUCGCCACCUGGUGACCCUGCUGAUCUGGAGGCCCGGUUCCGUGACACCUUCCUCCGAUUUUUGGAAAGAGCUACAGUUGGCAUUGCCACGGAAGGUGCAGUACAGAGCGAUGGAGGGAGACCCCCAGACCCGGCUGCAGGAUGACAAGGACCCCAUGCUGAUUGUGGGAGGCCGGGUCCCAGAGGGUCGGACCCUGGACCCGGAGCUGGACCCUGACCCUGAGGGGGACUUGGGUGUACGAGGGCCUGUCUUUGGGGAGCCAGCAGCUCCACCGCAUGCAAGUGGGGUCUCGCUUGGAGAGGGCCAAGGCAGUGAAGUGGAUGUGUCGGACCUUGGCUCCCGAAACUACAGUGCCCGCACGGACUUCUACUGCCUGGUGUCGGAGGAUGACGUGUAGCCCCUGCACCCUGGAGCAGCAGGUUCACCAGGGACAGCUGGGGCAGGGCUGGGGUGGGUUUUUUUUCCCACUCAGCAGGACCACGAGCCCUGUCUACCUGCAGCCUUGGGACCUCGGGGAAGGAGAGUGGGCCCAGCGACCCUCCUUGUGCCAGAAAUAAAGUCCUUUGGAAUCCUG
This is a messenger RNA of Delphinapterus leucas (beluga whale), 2903 nucleotides long. NCBI's taxonomy places the organism in Eukaryota, Metazoa, Chordata, Mammalia, Artiodactyla, Monodontidae. The record is from RefSeq and is a predicted model, not a curated record.